AUGCAACAGCAGCAUGUCAAUGAUUGGCUAUUAAUAAUUAAUCAAAAAUUCGAUGCAUGUGAAUUGACUGAGCCACAACGCCGUAAAUGGGCUGUGGCAUUUCUUUCUGACGAGGCAUUGAAGUGGUAUACUCGUCAAUUGAUUAAAUUUGAAACAUGGAAUGAUUUACAAAAUGCAUUGCGAGAUAAUUUUCCAUCAGCGCCCGAACCAUCACAAUCUCUUAGACAUCAGCAUCAAAUUCUCCUCAGCAGUACCCUACAUUUACACGAAUCAAUUCCAUAUUAUCACCAGCUCCUUUUCAACAAGGAAAUCGUGGUACUACGAAAACCUUACACUGUUAUCAUUGCGGCAAUAGCGAUCAUUCCAUCAGACAUUGUCCGAAACGACCACGAAAAUGUUGCGGAACUAAUCCGUCGCUCGUAUAUAUCAACGUUUACGUAA
Molecule: messenger RNA, 441 nt
Organism: Didymodactylos carnosus
Lineage: Eukaryota; Metazoa; Rotifera; Eurotatoria; Philodinida; Philodinidae
Source: the annotation of a GenBank genome assembly